Messenger RNA from Rotaria socialis, 1320 nucleotides. Lineage: Eukaryota; Metazoa; Rotifera; Eurotatoria; Philodinida; Philodinidae. The record is from the annotation of a GenBank genome assembly.
AUGUCGUCGUCUCGUUCAGCAAGCGUCUCGUCGUCAUCAGGCGAGUCGACAUCAUCGAAAACAGCACAAGAAGAAACAAUUGCUAGUGAUCUCGUUGUUACUAAAUAUAAGAUGGCAUCAGAAAUAACACAGCGUAUUCUUCGUGAAGUUAUUGAUCGAUGCGUACCAGGUGCAUCUGUUAAAGAUACAUGUAUUUAUGGAGAUAAACGUUUAGAAGAAGAAACAGCACGUGUAUUCAAAAAAGAUAAAGAUGUUAAAAAAGGAAUUGCAUUUCCAACAUGCUUAUCAAUUAAUAAUUAUAUAUGUCAUUUUAGUCCAUUAGUAUCUGAUCCAGAUAUGAUAUUAAAAGAUGAUGACGUUGUUAAAAUUGACUUAGGUUGUCAUAUUGACGGUUAUGUUGCUGUUGUUGCACAUACAAUUAUUGUUGGUGCUACGCGAGAAAAAAAGGUUACUGGACGACGAGCUGAUUGCAUUCUUGCUGCAUAUUAUGCUGCUGAAGCUGCUCUUCGUUUAAUUAAACCAAAUGAAAAUAAUAUGGCUGUCACAGAAAUGACCGAUCGUAUUGCUAAUGUCUUUCAUUGCAAACCGGUUGAAGGUAUGAUGUCAUAUCAAAUGUCACGAGGUAUUAUUGAUGGUGAAAAGAAAAUUUAUCAAAAUCCAACUGAGAUGCAAAAACGUGACAUUGAAAAACAAGAUUUUGCUUUACAUGAAGUUUAUGCCGUUGAUGUUCUUAUGUCAUCUGGUGAAGGUAAACCACGUGAAACUGAUAUACGUACAACAGUAUACAAGAAAAAAGAUUUUAUUUAUCAAUUACGUAUGAAAUCAUCGCGUGUAUUUUUAUCUGAAGUUGAAAAGCGCUUUUCAUUGAUGCCAUUUACAUUAAGACAUUUCGAAGAUGAAAAACGUGCACGUAUGGGCGUUAUUGAAUGUGCUAAACAUGAUCUUGUUGAACCAUAUCCUGUUUAUCAAGAAAAAGAUGGCGAAUUCGUUGCUGAAUUUAAAUUUACACUUUUACUUAUGCCAAGUGGUCAAAUGAAAAUAACAGGUUUACCAAUUGAUUUAGAUUUAUAUGAAUCAGAAUAUAAAAUGGAUGGUGAUAUUAAACAAUUAUUAACAAGUUCAACGCAAAAAAAGAAAAAAAAUAAGAAAAAGAAGAAAGCUGCCGGUAAUCAACAACAAGGGGCUGGUGCGAAUAGUACAGAAGCGAUGGACGCUGUUGAAGAUGAUGGUGAUGAAGAUUUUGAAGAUGAACCGGAUGAAGCUGCGAAGAAAAAAUCAGCUGGCAAUUCAAGUAAAAAAUCAAAAUCAAAGAAAACAUAA